CAGCCUAAAGAGCGGUGUAUCUUUAGACGAGCGUUUCCUAUGAUGAAGGCAAUACGCAAGAAGCAGCGCCUGCGGAACUCGGCCAGCAUGGCCAUCCCGGAGUUCAUCGUGGGCGGUGAGUACGAGCAUGCCGACACAGAACGCGAGGGGCCUCUGAUUCCCCGCCCGGCGGUGGAUGUCCGAUCCCUUGCGAGCCAGUUCAGUCGCCAAAGCGUCGGGCCGCUGAAGUUUCUGGAGUCGGACAUCUUCCAAUUCUGUGUAGGCGGCGUCAUUGUGUGGAACAUCCUUGUGGUUUUUCAGCAGUUCAUGCACGGCAACACCGAGUUCUUGGAAAACUCCCAGCUGAUCAUCCUGCUGCUCUAUGUACUGGAGAUCAUUCUCAGAAUAUGGCACUUCGGCCGCAAGUUCUUCUGCAACACAUUGGUCGAGGCAAUGUGGAACUAUGCGGACUUGCUGAUCAUCGGCUUGGGAGUUUUCGAUGAGGUCCUAUCCCGGAUGAAACAGGAGGACGUACCUGGCUUCAGGGUCCUGCGCGCCUUGAGACUGCUGCGGAUCCUACGCACUGUAGCCGUGGUGUCUGUGGACGCCUUUGCCUGGGUGGAGGCCGGCUGGUUUCAGGCGCUGGGUGCCGCCAUCAUUGGGCUGAACGCCAUCGUGAUGGGCCUGGAGAUCGAAAUCAAAAGCUCUAUUUGGUGGUGGCUGGAGCAGGCCUUCCUCCUGUUCUUCUUCGUGGAGCUCAUCGCUAAGCUGCGGCAUGAGGGCUUGACAAAGUUCUUCUGGACCUCUGCCGAGGACUUUGCGUUGCUCUGGAACUACCUGGAUAGCUUUAUCGUCUUUGCGGGCGUGGCAGACCAGUGGGUGCUGGCGGUCUUGCAGAUCAAGCACGGCUCGGGGCACCUGCCACACCUUCUCACGCUUUUGCGGCUUCUGCGGCUCAUGCGCCUCCUCCGGCUGCUGCGCUUGGUCAAGGUGGUUCGGCCCGUCUACCAACUUGCCAUGGGCAUCGUCAAGGCCUUGCAGAGCAUGUUCUGGGUGCUUGUGCUGACGCUCUUGGCUCUCUAUGCCUGCGCUUUGGUGAUGACAAACCUCAUAGGCAAUGCGAUGCUGAGCGGAGCUGAGGAAUUGGAUCCCCAUGUCCGGGGUCUCUUCAGCAAUGUGUUGGACUCGCUUUUCACGCUGUUUGGCCUGAUGAACAGCCAGUAUUGGGAGGAGGUGGACCCGCUGUUCCGAACCUUUCCUUUCCUCAAGCCUGUCUGGGUCUUGUUCACCGUGCUGUCCUCCUGGGCACUCCUCAGCAUCAUGACAGGAGUGGUUAGUGACAACAUGCUGGAGGUCCGGCAGCUCCAAGAGCGGAAGGACGAGGAGAAGGCGGAGCGCGUGCGCCUCAAAGUGACCCAAGCGCUCAGCGAAGUCUUCUUCGCUGCCAGCAAAGAUGGUGUCAUGGAGAAGCAGGAUUAUGUGGAGAUCAUGUCCUCGCCGUACUACCUCCGAAAGCUGCAGAGCGUGGCCAACAUGCCGAUACCUGACUUGCUUCGGAUGUUCGAUUGGCUCGACGUCAAUCAGCAGGGCAGCAUCCUACAAGAGGACUUCAUGGCUGGCUUCGACUGGCUGAAUGAAGCAGUCACUGGCAAAAGCCUUUUGAAGCUUCAAACAUCGGCAAGGCAUCGCUGCCGGAAGAUUGAGACGCGUGCUGCCGCCCUAAGAGCAGAGAUUGAUUCGACGGAUGGCAUGAUCGCCCGGAGAUAUCAGGAGAUGGACUCCGUGCUCUCCGAUCUCCUUCAGCGAAUUGAGGCUGAGACGGAUCGGCAGGGACAGCAGCGUGUACGGACAGAGAUGCAAGCCAUGGAGAACCGAGUUCAGAUCGAGCACUAUCGGUCGCAGGUGCCUGCCUUAAGCAACACCGGCUCGAAGGUGACCAUGACAGAAUCGCGGGUCGAGAAGCCCAAAGGCACUUCGGAGGAGUCUCCCAAGAGGAGUGGCCUGGUUUCUUCUAUUGCUGCGGCCGCUUCCAAGCUGGCGUCUCCGUCGAGCUGGCGCUCCAGCAAGUGAUGGCCUGGAACCGCCAAGUGGCUUGUCCCUUGCCAAGCGACACUUCAGUGGCCUUUGGAGACAACCAAUGUCGUUCCCAAGGGAAGCGCGACCAUGAUUCGCACAAGAAGGUUUGUGACGCAUGACGCAUGUCUUCUCACCGCUGCAGCGUGGCGAGGCAGAGAAACAUUGUCUCGCGAUCUGAAGCGAAACGGCUUUGGUUGCGUGCGCUAAUGUGCUUCAGGCCCAGUUAGGUGGUU
Messenger RNA from Effrenium voratum, 2288 nucleotides. The record is from the annotation of a GenBank genome assembly. NCBI's taxonomy places the organism in Eukaryota, Dinophyceae, Suessiales, Symbiodiniaceae.